Messenger RNA from Penicillium cinerascens, 1092 nucleotides. RefSeq lists its product as uncharacterized. Bases 1 to 1092 code for a protein of 363 amino acids. The record is from RefSeq and is a predicted model, not a curated record. Lineage: Eukaryota; Fungi; Ascomycota; Eurotiomycetes; Eurotiales; Aspergillaceae. The transcript is spliced from 4 exons.
AUGGGGACACGAUUCAAAGACGACACCAAAGACCCGGCGAUCAACGUCACCUCAUGGGUUCUUAUGGUCACGAUCAUUUUUAGUGUCUUGGGUCGUUUGUGGACUAAAUUUCAACUGUUCAAAAAGCUCACCGUCGAUGACCUCCUGAUCGUUGCUUCUCUGGUCUUUGGCGUCGGUCAAACUAUCGCUGUCUCGCUGGCAGUUGGGUCCGGUUAUGGGAAGCAUUACAAAGAUGUCUCUGGCGCCGAAUUGGACCAAGUGAUGAAGAACCUCUUCGCGGGGUCUCUUCUAUACAUUCUGAGCCUGGUGUUCUCGAAACUAUCCCUGGCCGUGUUCAUCGGGAGCCUCACACCAUCUUCGAAAGAUAAAUGGUUCGCCCGGGUCGCCAAAACAAUUGUCUAUGUCUGGGCAAUCGUUGCAAUCUUUGGGACUGCUUUCCAAUGCUCCGUGCCACGCACUUGGGACUUUUGGAAUGGCCAAUGCUUUGACCUGUUAGCAUGGCGCUACUUCAUCGUCAUCUCCAACGUGGCUACCGACCUCGUGAUUUUCACGCAGGCGAUGAUCCUGGUUGCAAGCGUCCAAACGACGCUGGGCCGACGCCUGAUUUUUGCGGGUAUCUUCCUGCCCCGGCUCUUAGUCGUGGUAGCAACGAUCAUCGAGCUCGCUUUCAUUAAGCAAGGCACGCAAACCAACGACCCGACAUAUCACAUGUGCGAGAUCACCAUAUUCGAAGCGAUCAUCCAGUGCCUCAGCAUCGUGACUGCCUGCUGGGGGCAAAUCAAGCCUUUGCUGUCCUGGAUGCGAUCGAACGGACUCAAACUCGGCGGCGUAGAAGACCCGACCUGUUGGAGGAGCUACAAGAUGACCACGCAGUCGUGGUCUAAAUCGAGGGACCGCAAGAUCAACCCCGAGAGCCAUGAAAACUACCCCCUCCCGAUACAACCAGACCAGAUCCUCGUCACGCAGAACUGGGAAGUCGACUCGCAGACUUGGGAAGUCGACAGUCAGUCGAGCCGCGCGCACAUCGUGGGGCCGGAGACCCACCCCUGGGCGAGCGACGGCCAGCGAUCACCCGAUCGAUUAAGUCAAUAA